AUGGGUGACAGGAAAAAGGAUUGUCCAACAGCUACAUCUGGGAAAACUAGUAGACAUAAAGAAGAAAACUGUAUAAAAGUGCCAAAAAUAUAUUGGGACCUUACCUGGAGGGCUGUGCUGACAAUGGAGUGGAUUGAUGGAAUAAAGCUUACAGAUGAAAUUGGCCUAAAGAUGGCCUUUCUGAACAGAAAAGAACUCAUUGACCAGGGAUUAUACUGUUCUUUGAUACAAUUGCUGGAGGUGGGAUUUUUUCAUGCCGAUCCAUAUCCUGGCAAUCUUGUUGCCACUGAUAGUGGUGCUCUUGCAUAUUUUGAUUUUGGAAUGAUGGGGGAUAUUCCUCGACAUUAUCGUGUGGGGGCUUAUCCAAGUGCUCGUGCACUUGUUAAUCGUGACUCUCUGGGUUUGGCAAAUGACUUUCUUUCAUUGGGAUUUAUUCCUGAAGGGGUUGAUAUGCAACCAGUUGCAGAUGCAUUGAAAGCCUCCUUUAGUGACAGGAGCAGACAAUCUCAAGAUUUCCAGGGAAUAAUGGACCAACUAUAUGUUGUGUAUGAAUUCAACUUCUCUCUUCCUCCGGACUAUGCCCUCGUGAUAAGGGCUCUGGGAUCAGUAGAAGGCACACGGCCAAAGUUCUGGAUCCUGAUUUCAAAGUUGUUGAGUGCAUAUCCUUUUGUGAUUGAUAUGAGAAAUUUUUUUAAGAGAACUUCUCAUACGCAAUGAUGGAUCCAUGAGGUGGAAUAGGC
Molecule: messenger RNA, 740 nt
Organism: Argentina anserina (silverweed cinquefoil)
Lineage: Eukaryota; Viridiplantae; Streptophyta; Magnoliopsida; Rosales; Rosaceae
Exons: 5
Coding region: 1-717 (238 amino acids)
Source: RefSeq, a predicted model, not a curated record